Molecule: messenger RNA, 1728 nt
Organism: Trichoderma asperellum CBS 433.97
Lineage: Eukaryota; Fungi; Ascomycota; Sordariomycetes; Hypocreales; Hypocreaceae
Biological process (GO): xenobiotic detoxification by transmembrane export across the plasma membrane
Cellular component (GO): plasma membrane
Molecular function (GO): fluconazole transmembrane transporter activity
Source: RefSeq, a predicted model, not a curated record
AUGUACGACCUUAUUCGCGACGCGCCUCUUGGCCAGGCGAUUCGUUUCCUCUCAGGAAAGCGGCUGUUUAAAUAUCCAGAAGAGGAUGCAGGCUUUGUAUUGCCACCGCAGUAUACGGCACGACUAAAAGAAGAGAAGUCCAAUGUCGGAAGCUCGCCAGACCAGGGGAUAUUUGAUGAUACCCAGACAACUCAGCAUCGCUUAGGCGAUAUCGAAAAUAUUGGGGGUGAGUGGAUGGAUGAGCAUGAUGUUCAUGGUGAGCGAGAAAUAGAACUGCAGCGCACGAAAUCCGUUCCAAUUGUUCCCGAAAAAACCAAUGACGGCGUCGUCCUUGUUGAUUGGUACACGACCGAUGAUCCUGCGAACCCACAGAAUUGGUCAAGGCUCAAGAAGUAUUGGAUCACUGGUGUGCUUUGCACCUACACAUUUGGCGUGUAUUGUGGUGGACCAGUAUAUGUGGCAUCAGCCUCAGGGGUUGAGCAACGCUUCAGCGUAGGCCCUGUUGCUUCUAGCCUGGGUCUUGCACUCUAUGUGUGUGCUUUUGGCGUGGGUGAUCUGAUCUUCUCCCCUAUUACCGAGAUCCCUGUUGUUGGGCGCAACCAUGUUUAUUACAUGACCUAUAUUGUCUACUGGGCGCUCUCAUUCGCUCCACCGGUCAUCAACAGCUUCGGUGGUCUGAUAGUCCUGCGAUUCUUAUUAGGAUUCUUUGGUAGCCCAGCGCUUGCUAAUGGCGGAGCUUCUGUUGGUGAUAUAUACAGCUUACUAUACGUCCCUUAUGGUCUCUGCUGGUGGGCUUUUGGAGGAUACCAAGGCCCUUCCAUAGGACCAUUGAUUGGUGGUUUUGCUGCUCAGGCAAAAGGCUGGAGGUGGCCAAUGUGGGAAGUUGUCUGGCUUUCGUCAAUCAUCCUAGUGCUGCUUUUGGCUCUCAUGCCCGAGACAUCGGCGGAUAAUAUCUUGUUACGCCGCGCACGCCGUCUUCGCAAACUGACCGGCAACCCUAAUCUGCAGUCUCAAAGUGAGAUCAACCAACGACACAUCAGCACGUACAGCAUUGUCAAGACUGUCCUCAUCCGACCGACUGAGAUUAUGCUUAAAGACCCUUCUGUCUUCUUCAUUCAUGUCUACACAGCAUAUUUCUACGCGGUUUUCUAUACAUUUUUCGAGGUCUUUCCGCUUGUCUUCCCGGUUAUAUAUGGAUUCAACGAAGGCGAGACUGGACUUGCAUUUGUAUCAUGUCUUAUCGGCAGUACAACCGCUUUAUUCUCCUACUUUGCAUACCUUUAUUUCUAUAUGAUUCCAGAUAAUAUCAAAAACGGCCUGCGAGCGCAAGAGCAUAGACUUGUACCGGCGAUCUUUGGCUCAGUUUUCCUCCCAGUGGGCUUAUUUAUUUUCGCCUGGACAGCCAGGGAAUCAGUUCAUUGGAUCGUGUGCUUAAUUGGCGUUGCUCUCGUUGUGUACGGAGAAUUUAUCGUCAUGCAGUCGCUGUUCAUCUAUCUGCCAAUGUCGUAUCCGCAAUAUGCUGCAUCUCUUUUUGCUGGUAACAGUGUUUUGAGAUCAACUCUUGCUGGUGGCGCCGUGCUUUUCUCCCGGCCAUUGUUCGUCAAUCUGGGAGUAGCUAGGGGUGUUUCUCUGCUGGCAGGUAUAAGUGUUGCAGGUAUCAUUGGAACGACUCUGAUCUACUUCUUUGGCGCGAAAUUGCGAGCCAGGUCUACUUUUGCCGCCAGCUAA